CAAGAGGAGCAGAAGCAGGAGCAAGGGGAGCAGAAGCAGGAGCACGAGCAGGCGCAGUGAUGCACCUUCUCCUCUUCUCCCUUUUUCUCCUCUUGCCGCAUGCAGUUUCCUUGACAAUAGAUGGGAGCGUGUUGGCAAGAGAGGACGGAAUAGGCAUGCAUGACCCUGCGAGGGCCGACAAGCUUCAUUUCCUUGGAAGAUUCUGCUUCUCCAACACUGGAUCAGGCAUGGGAACCGUCACGAUGACUGCCAACGUGGCGAGAGGAGGAGGCGGAACCAACGUGGUGCUCGUGGACGACACGAGAUGGGCAGAUCUGUGGAGGCAGAGGGAGAUAAUCGGCUGCACGCAAGCGCUGGGUGCCAUGUCGGGGCAGGGAGCGUUCCUGUGGACCACGGACCUGCCGGAGGGGAAGAGCGCGAGAGUGCUCUCAGUAGAGGACAACGUGAGGCCCCAUUACUGGUACGCUGCUGCCAUGAACUGCAAGGGCCCGAUGGACUUCACCUACAGCAUCCGGUUCGUCCAACCUGACGGCACUCUCCUCUCCUUCGAUGACGUGGGUGUGAUGACAGCCUACGAGAUGUUGCUCGUCCUCCUCCUCGUCCUUCUCUUCCUCCACGGGUUUGCUCAUAACUGGAAUCUACCGUACAUGUACGGAGUGACAGUCCUGACCACCAUCGUCCUCCUCUCGCUCUCGCUGGCCUGCGUGCUGAAGAUCCUCCACAUCUUUCUGAUGAGCCAGGAUGGGAGGGGUUCGCCGUUCCUGAGUGCAGUCGGGGACCUCUGUCAUGCCAGUGCCCAGCUGUUCCUCUGCUCGAUUUUCCUGCUGGUCAGCAACGGCUGGGGUGCCCUGUCUCCGGUCCUUAGGAGGGAGCACAGACGGCACAUCCUCCUCCUCCUCCUCCUCUUUGUUGUCUUCCACGUCUACUUCCUGCUCAACGACUGGUUCUUCCUCGAUCACGCCUCAGCCACGUAUGCGUACGAGUCUCUUCCUGGCUUCCUGGUGGUGGCGCUGCAAGUUGCGUCUCUUGCCUUCUUCGGCUUCAGGCUGAGAGAAACGAUGAACACGCUGGAGGGCGGCGAGAAGAAGCGCUUCCUGCUCCUCUUCGGCUGCCUCGCCUGCGUCUGGUUCAUCCUAGUCCCAGUCGCCGUCCUCAUCGCGACCCUCCUCGACCCUUACGUGAGGGCCAAGAGCGUCGCGAUCAUGAGGCUAGUCAUCGACGGCUCCACCGUCACCGUCCUGGUCUGGCUCGUCAUGCCCAGCAGGUUGGACAAGUACUUCCAAGGCUCAGUUUGCCCUCCUGGUCCGACGUGGCAGAAUCGGCACCCUACGAAGAUUUAUGAAGGAGGAGAAGGCGGGCAGAUGGAGCUGGAGGGAGGAGGAAGGGAAGGGAAGAUGAGGGGGAAGAAGGAGAAGAGAGAGCUAAGGGCGGAGCAGCGGGACAGGUGUAUGGAGAGCAUGAUUCAAAGGUUUUCUUCCUUUAUCGUUGUGUGGGGGGAGGGUGGGGGGCUGGAGACGGAAGGGAGGGGAGGGGGAGGAGGAGAGCGGAGUGAGAGGAGUUAGGGGAGGAAGUCAGGAGAAUGGGGAAGAAGGCAAGUGACAGUGAGAUACGAUAAUUACCCAAAUUAACAAACAUCAAUGAUAAAUUUCUAUAAGAUG
Molecule: messenger RNA, 1658 nt
Organism: Guillardia theta CCMP2712
Lineage: Eukaryota; Cryptophyceae; Pyrenomonadales; Geminigeraceae
Exons: 3
Coding region: 60-1562 (500 amino acids)
Biological process (GO): G protein-coupled receptor signaling pathway; response to pheromone
Source: RefSeq, a predicted model, not a curated record